GAAGAUCUUAGGGAGCUAAACGACAUGAAGCAAGGUCCUCAGCCUCACCACUCUCCUCCUGACACCUGUACCCAUUUACUAGUAUAAAAGGCCCUUCAGCAGAGUCCUUAUAUUAUUAUAUACCAUUCGCCGGCUUUCAAAACGGCACCAUGGAUGGCGUGUCCCAUUUCCAAGCUAUUAUAGCUAUCUUAAUUCUAGUCGCACUGUAUCGUUUCCGGCCCCAAGCUAGGAAAAAAGGAGAGAAAAGCGGAUUCCCGGAACCUCCUGGUGCAUUGCCAAUCAUUGGCCAUCUCCACCUGCUCGGAGGUCCGAACCCGAUUGCCCGGACCCUCGGUGAGCUAACCGACAAGUACGGCCCCGCCUACACCCUCCGCCUGGGCAGCCGCCCCGCGCUCGUCAUCAGCAGCUGGGAAAUGGUGAAGGAUUGCUUCACCACAAACGACCGCUUUUUCGCCACCCGCCCCGAUAUGGCCGUCGCCCGGUACAUCGGCUACAACAGAGCCGCGUUCGCGUUGUCCCCGCACGGCGCCUAUUGGCGAUCCCUCCGGAAGAUGGCCACCGUGGAGCUGCUCUCCAACAGCCGCCUCGAGUCGCUUAGCCACGUGCGAGACGCCGUGGUUGGCUCGUACCUCAAAUAUUUACACGCGUUGUGCAGGCGCAGCGGGGAUGGUUCGGCCACGGCGACCAUGAGCUGGUGGCUUGAAUGCUUGAUGAUCAGCAUAAACAUCAAGACGGUGGCUGGGCUGGGGUUUACGGUGGACGCGUACGACAAAGAGGGCGGCGAGGCGUGGCGGCUGAGGAGGGUGCUGAAAGAGGUGCUGUUUCUGGGCGGAACCUUUGUUCCGUCGGACUCCAUUUGGUGGCUCGAGUGGAUGGAUUUUGGAGGGCAUUUGCGGGCCAUGAAACGCGCGUUUAAGGAGUUCGACUCGCUACUGGGGAGCUGGCUUGAAGAGCAUCUUCAGAAGAAGAAGAUAAAGAAGGUGGGUUCCGAAACACACAGCGAUUUCAUGGAAGUGAUGCUAUCGAACCUGGAGGAGGAUGACACGCUGUCCAGCCACGAGCGAGACAUCAUAGUCAAGGCAACCGCAUUGACUCUCAUACUGACAGGUACCGAGAGCACUUCCCUCACUGUAACAUGGGCCCUCUCCCUUCUCCUCAACAGCCCACGAGAGCUCAAGAAAGCCCAAGACGAAAUAGAUGCCCACGUUGGGACCCACAGGUGGGCCCAGGAAUCCGACACCGGCAACCUUCCCUACCUCCAAGCCAUUAUCAAAGAGGCCCUCAGACUGUACCCUCCGGGCCCACUGUCCGGCCCACGCGAGGCCGUCGAAGACUGCUGCGUUGGGGGCCACUUCGUCGCCAAGGGCACCCGGCUGAUCGUGAAUCUGUGGAAGCUGCAGCGGGACCCGCGCGUGUGGGACGACGCGUGCGAGUUCCGCCCCGAGAGAUUUCUGACGAAGCACGCCGGAGUGGGCGUGAGGGGGCAGAACUUCGAGUACAUACCGUUCAGUUCUGGACGGAGAUCGUGCCCGGCCAUCACGUACGGCGUGCAGGUGGCGCACCUUACCCUGGCUCGGCUGAUCCAAGGGUUCGAGCUGGCGACGCCGGGCGGAGCUCCGGUGGAUAUGCGUGAAGGGUUGGGCAUUGCUUUGCCGAAGGUGAACCCGCUUGAAGUCGUCCUCAAGCCGCGCCUCCCUGCGGAGCUCUAUGAUCAGCUCAACUCCUUCUGAUUUGGAGCUGCUGCUUAAUUUGCUACCAAUUCUAAAUUUCCUGUUCUGUAAAAGCGUGAUAUGAAUGAUCACCAACAUGUAAUAAUAAAAUAAAUACAUCUAAUUAAUUGGCCAAUGAGUCUUUCU
Malania oleifera is the source of this 1856-nucleotide messenger RNA. RefSeq names its product dimethylnonatriene synthase. The transcript is spliced from 2 exons. The coding region runs from base 150 to 1730 and encodes 526 amino acids. NCBI's taxonomy places the organism in Eukaryota, Viridiplantae, Streptophyta, Magnoliopsida, Santalales, Ximeniaceae. Gene Ontology annotation, molecular function: heme binding; monooxygenase activity; iron ion binding. Gene Ontology annotation, biological process: defense response to other organism. The record is from RefSeq and is a predicted model, not a curated record.